Molecule: messenger RNA, 6071 nt
Organism: Eriocheir sinensis (Chinese mitten crab)
Lineage: Eukaryota; Metazoa; Arthropoda; Malacostraca; Decapoda; Varunidae
Product: trichohyalin-like
Exons: 30
Coding region: 137-4798 (1553 amino acids)
Biological process (GO): protein deubiquitination
Molecular function (GO): cysteine-type deubiquitinase activity; protein binding
Source: RefSeq, a predicted model, not a curated record
ACUCACUCAGUCUGUAUGUGUUGUGGGGCGUUGCUAGUGCUGGUGUUAGUAAUGGUGCUAUACUGGUUGAAAUAAUAGCAACUACGACUACUACUACUACUACUGCUACAACUAUAGGCAGGAGGCAACAGCAGCAAUGAUGACCAGCAGUGUUCAGCUCAAAAUGGUGAGGGCGGCACGGGCGGGGGACAUGGGGGGAGUGAAAACAGCCCUGGAGCAAGGGGGGCUGGUGGACGGGGGCGGGGGCGCAGGCAGACAGGCCCUACACGAGGCGAGUGAAACAGGCCGAAGCGAGGUGGUGCGUCUGCUGCUGAGUCACAAGGCGCAGGUCAACAUCAGGAGCAAGAGGCAUGGGGAUGAGGGUGGUACGGCGUUCCACCUGGCGGCAGAGGCGGGUCACCUGGACGUCAUGGAGGAGCUGCUGAGGGCUGGCGCUGACCCCGAGAUCCGAGAUGAUAAAGGUCGAACAGCGAUGCACUGGGCAGCUUACGGGGGGCAGCUGGGCGCUCUUCAGGUCCUGGAGGGCCACGACAGCAACCUUCUAUUAGCCCUGGACAACGACCACUCCACGGCCCUCCACUUAGCAGCCGCCCAUGGAGACCUCGGGGUUGUCAAGUGGCUGGUGGGCCGAGGGAUGGAUCCAGGUGCACGUGACCACAGGAACAAGACCCCGAAAGACGUGGCGAAGGAGAGGAAGUGGCAAGACAUUCAUCUUUACCUCAAGCAGCACCAGUCGCCCUCUAAACGGAACCGGCCAGUCAGUCCAUGGCGAGGCUCCGCGGGCUACCUGUCCACACGCAGCAAGACGAGUCACGCCUCCGAGGACGACAUGAGCGUGAAGGAGGCUCCAGCAGUCCCAUCCAUUCUUGAGUCUCCUUCGCGAACUCACUCACCAACGCCGAAGGACUUCACCGCCACCACCAUCACCACCGCCAACGCUUCCUUCUCCUCCUCCUCCUCCUCCUCCUACAGACUCAAGGUUGCAGGACACUCGGCAGGGGCCUUGGAUGACAUCAGCGUGCACCACCUUGACCAAGAGCCGCGUGGGGCAUUGGGAACACAGGACAGGGACAAAGGCCGGAGGGAUGACGUUGACAGUGGACGAGAGGUGGACAGGGAAACCAUCACCUCCCUCAGGAGCCAGCUGGAGGCGCUGCAGGGGGAGGUGACAUGGCUCAAGGGGAAGGAGGCAGCCACACAGGAAGUGAUUCAGAGGAAGGAGGCGGAGAGGGAGGCGGCGAAGGUGGCGGAGGCCGAGAUGAAGGCGAAGGUGACCCAGCUGACGAGGCGACUGGAGGAGAAACUGAAGGAGGAAGGAGAAAGAAGCAAGGGAGAGAGAGCAGCCCCCCCAGGAUCCCCAAGCACCCAGGUCAAGAUGAAGGAGCUGCAGCGGAAGAACGAGUACAACCUCAAGAUCAUCGAGGACAUGAACGACGAGAUCGACGACUUGUACCGACAGGUGAAGGUGCUCGAGGUGACCACCGCCACCACGCAGAGCAAGCUGAAGGGGAAGGAGAGCCUCCUGGAGGAGGUGGAGGAGGAGGCCAAACAGACCGAAGAGAAGCUGAGGGAGGAGGUGGCCAGGCUCACCCGGAGGCUGGAGGACGAGAGGCAGAGGGUGGCGGAGGCACGGCAAGACUCGUGUUCCCUGCAGCAGUUGCAGGGGGAAGAUGCCGCCCUGAGGAGAACCAUCGGGUCCCUGCAAGAGCAGCUGCGGCAGCAGGAGACAGACAGCAGGCAACAGGCAGCAGCUCUCAGGAAACAGCUAUUGGAGGAAGAGGCGAACCACAGACAAGCCGUCGAGGCGCUGCGGAGGCAGUUGAAGGCCGAGGAAGACAGCAACAGGGCCGUGAUUGCCUCCCUGCGGCAGCAGCUGCAGGACUCCACCGAGGUGCAGGAGCAGGACUCUCACCUGCGGCAGUACAUCGCCUCGCUCAGGCAGCAGCUGCAGGAGGAGGAGGCCGCCAACAGGAAGUCCGUGUCUGGCCUGCGGCAGCAGCUGCAGGAGCAGGAGGCCAACAAGCGGGAGACGGUGGCCUCCCUCAGGCAGCAGAUGCAGGACCAGGAGGAAAGUAGCAAGCGGUCCAUCGCCUCGCUGAAGCAGCAGCUGCAGGAUGAGGAGGACAUCAACAGACAGACUAUCGCCUCUCUCAGGCAGCAGCUGCAGGAGGCCAGCAGCCAGCAAGAGACAGGGUCCUACAACAGGCAGCAGAUCACAGCCCUGAGGCAGCAGCUGCUAGAGGAGGGUGCCGCCCACAAGAAGACCAUCUCAGCACUGCGUCAGCAACUGCAGGACCAGGAGGACAGCCACGUGCAGGCCAUCACGGCCCUCAAACAGCAGCUGCAGGAGGCAACCAACAAGCUGCAGCAGGACGGUCUCCACAGGCAGCAGAUUGCGUCCCUCAAACAGCAGCUGGAGGAGCAGGAAGAGGCCAGCAGGAAGACCAUCGCCGUGCUGCAGCAGCAGAUGCAGAGGGAGGAGCAGAGCAACAGGCAGACGGUGGCCGAGCUGCGGCAGGACCUGAGCCGGCUGUCCCUGCGCCACACCGAGGGCGAGCACAAGUCCCUCUCGCUGCAGCGUGACCACGAUGACCUGCUGCGGGAGGCGGAGCAGAAGCAGGAGAGGAGCAGGAAGACCAUCGAGGAACUGAACGCCUCGGUGGCCACCCUCACAGGCAGGAUCAGGGAGCAGGAGGAGGCCUUCUCCUCGUGCAAGGAGGAGCUGCACUACAAGGAGAGGCUGCUGGAGGAGAGGCAGGAGGAGGCAAAGCUGAAGGAGGGAACACUGAGGGAAGAGGUGGAGCGCUCUGCCCGUCGUCUGGAGGAGGAGAGGCAGAAGGUCCAGGCGGCGCAGUCCCGCGAGCUCGAGACCUCCCGCAAGCUACACGAGCACGUCAGAGAGCUGGAGAGGAUCAUCGACUCCCUCAACGAUGACAUGGCCGAGAAGAACAGCAAACUUAGCGAGUACGAGCAGAUGGUGGCGUCCUACCAGGUUCAGCUACGCCACAAGGAACGCCAGCUGGAGCAGAAGGAGACGGCCGGGCAGCAGAGCGUGGCCACCCUCCAGCAGAAGGUUGAUGCUCUGGCCCAGAUCUUGGAGGAGGAGCAGCAGAAGGUGACCCAAGCGCAGGAGCAGCUGCAGGAGGCGGAGGAGAGGCACAGACAGGCAGUGGCAGGCCUAAGACAGCAGCUUCAGGAGGCGGUGGACGGGGCCGAGGAGGAGAGGCAGAAACACCAGGCCCUUCAGAAGCAACAGCAGAAGAGGAUCCAGGAGCUUUUGGUGCAGGAUCAACACCAGCGGAACACGGUCAACGAGAGGAACAACAAGAUCAAGGAGUUCGAACAGACCUUCUCUUCCUACGAGAUGCAGCUCCAAAACGCCCGGAAGCAGAUCGAGCAACACGAGGCGAACAAGCAGCAAACCAUAGGCGCGUUGAGUGCCGAGGUGGUGCGGUUUUCACAGAAGGUGGAGGACGAGAAGAAAAAGGCGAUUGUUGCUCAGAACCGCGCCGCGCAGCUUCUGGAGCAAGACAAGGUGAACAAGCUCAACAUCACCGACCUCUCCAACAAGCUGAGGGACUACGAGAAGACCAUCGCCACGUUCCAGCUCGACAAGGAACAGCUCCAGCAAGAGUUAGCGAGAAGUUACCGAGCGAAUGAGUCUCAUCAGGCAUCCUCCGCCCUCCAGGAUCAGCUGAAGGAGGCGCGCGCCCAACUGGAAACGGAGCAGCGGGAGAGGGCGAGGGAGCAGGAAGCAAGCAGGAACAGACUAGCUGCCUUGGAGGACGCCCUUGCCCGCUCCCCCCGCCAGGCCUCCGCGCCCUCACGCUCCAGAUCACGCUCAAGGGCUGAAACUCCAUCGAGGGUGGUCACCUUGAUGCCCACCGGCCUCCCUAACCUCGGCAACUCCUGCUACAUCAACUCGGUGGUGCAGUGCCUCUUCAGCGUCACCAUCCUCAGGGACUACUUCACCUCGGACACCUACAGACGUGACCUGUACCGGGGGAGUGAGCUGCAGGGGCAGGUGGCGGCCGCCUUGGCAGGGGUGUUCAAGGGCCUGGAGGAGGGCCGCGGCGAGAGGGACGUGCGGACCAAGAUCAAACACCUCAAGGACGUGGCCGGGGUGUGCAGUGAGGAGUUCCGCGGCUCCCAGCAGAGGAACGCCCACGACUUCCUCUCCUCCCUCCUCAACUGGCUACAUGAGGACCUGACGCGGCCCUCUGGCUCCUCGGUGGUCACCAAGAACUUCGCGGGCUCGGUGCGGGAUGUGGUGCGCUGCGACCGGAGUGGCGAGGAGGUCAAGAGGAGCUCGAGAACCUUCACCACCCUCAGCCUACCUGUGCCGAGGGGAAAAGCGUUCUCCCUGCAGGAUAUCCUCGAGAACCACUUCCGGCCACACAACGAAGAGUGGGAGUGCCCUCACUGCCGGAAGUCGCACGUUUGCCGCCAACACACGCGCCUCACCCACCUGCCGCCCCUCCUCCUCAUCCAUCUCAGCAGGGCCGGUAGUGGCUCUCGCGACUCACAGACGAAGAAGGUCAAAGUCACCUUCCCGAUAGAGAACCUCACCUUACAAGACUAUAUGGACCACAGAGACCGAAGCCCCUCCUACGAGCUCUUCGGCGUCGUGUCACACCAAGGCACCAUGAACGCCGGGCACUACACCGCCCUCUGCCGGAGCCCCCCAAGCCCCUCCUGGCACCUCUACGACGACGACAAGGUUAGCGAGGUCCCCGCCAGAAGGGUCCAGACAGAAGCCGACGUGCAUGUUCUGUUCUACUCUCUCCUGAAGACCUAGACAAUGGACCUCGAGUUUCGUUUUUCUUAGUUUUCCUUUUCUGCUUUGUUGCUGUUUUUUCAUUCUCUCUUUUUAAUGUGGUUAGAGGAGAUAGAUGAAGAGGUUAACAGAAAAGAAAAUGGGAUACUGUGGUCCUUAAGAGAGGCAGAUGAAGGCCUACACAAAGAAGAAUAGAGAGUGUGGUCUUUUUUAUUGCAGUAAGAGGAGGUAGAGGAAAGGAAAAUGAACCAGGGGACAUAGGGCCAGUCUUACAGUCCAGUCCAGCACAUUUGUAAGCUCCCCAACCAAACACAAAACACGACGAAAAUUCCUUGUAGAGUGUUUUUUUUCUUCACAUUUGUUACCUUUUUUUAUGCCCUUGAACUGACUCCUCCGCUGUAAAAAAAAAAAAUAAAUAAAUAAAUAAAUAAAAACUAUACAAGGAAUUUUCGUCGUGUUAUGUGUUUGGCUGGGGAGCUUACAAACGUGCUGUACUGGCCCUUAGUUUUUAUUGACAAGUAAAGAUGAGGUGCUUUUCUCUCUCGUUUGAUGCACUAAAACGAAGCAGAUGAAAAGGCUAAACAAAUAAGAGAAGGGGGAUAGAAGUGCGAAAGAUGGAAAAGGAGGAUAAAUGAAGGAUAUAGGAAAGAAAGUCAAGGUAUAGGGAAAAAAUAGGGAAAAAAGGAUGAAACAAAGGACAUAAGGAAAGAAAGUUAAAGCAUGGGAAAGAAAGUGAGGGAAAAAAAGAACAUAUGGAGAGAAAAUACAAAAAAAAGAAAAAAAAAAAAGGAUAUACUGAGGUUAUGUUAAUUUUUAUAUAUCAUUUUAUACGCGUUUUCUUACACUGUUUUUUACACGUAAUUAAGUUAAGUCAAAGGGGAGACGGAGGCGUUGGCGAUAUAGGUAAUAAUGAGCUAAAUAACUUCUAAUUAGUGUGUCGUAAAUGAGGAUGUCCAGUUAAAUACAAUGAUCAAAUAGCUAUGUCCAAUUUUAUCUAUCCAACUGAACGUCUGAUUUAAAAUGUACAAAUGAAUACACCCACGAAUAUGUCCAUUUAAAUGUCUCUAAGUGAAUGUCUAGUUAGAUUAUGUAGAAUUAAAUGCCUCCUACUGAUUGCCUAACUAAAUAAGUACAAAUAUAUCAAUGUCCAAUCAGAUAUCUCCUAUUGAAUGUCUGAUGAGAUAUGUCCUAUUGAGUAUCUUCAAAUGAAUGUCUAAUUAGAUGUGUCCUAUUAAGUAUCUCCGAAUGAAUGUCUGCUUAAAUAUAUACAAAUAAAAAUGUUCGGUUAAUUAUG